GGGCCGCGGCUCCGCCUGCGGGCUUCCGGGCCGCCGCCGAGCGCUGCUGCCGGGGCCGGGGCCGGGUCCGGGGCCGGGGCCGAGCCGCCGCCAUGAACCGCUUCUUCGGCAAAGCGAAGCCGAAGGCGCCUCCGCCCAGCCUCACCGACUGCAUCGGGACGGUGGAUAGCAGAGCUGAGUCAAUUGACAAGAAAAUUGCUAGGCUUGAUGCAGAACUAGUGAAGUAUAAGGAUCAAAUGAAGAAGAUGAGAGAGGGGCCUGCAAAGAAUACAGUAAAGCAGAAAGCGUUGAGAGUGUUAAAGCAGAAGCGAAUGUAUGAACAACAGCGGGAUAAUCUAUCACAGCAGUCUUUUAAUAUGGAACAAGCCAAUUACACUAUUCAGGCACUGAAGGAUACAAAGACAACGGUUGAUGCAAUGAAACUGGGGGUGAAAGAAAUGAAGAAAGCUUACAAGCAAGUCAAAAUUGAUCAAAUUGAGGACAUACAAGAUCAGCUAGAGGAUAUGAUGGAAGAAGCCAAUGAAGUCCAGGAAGCACUGAGUCGUAGCUAUGGAACACCAGAGAUUGAUGAAGAUGACUUGGAAGCAGAACUGGAUGCAUUAGGUGAUGAGCUGUUAGCUGAUGAAGACAAUUCCUACUUAGAUGAAGCUGCAUCUGCUCCAGCAAUCCCAGAAGUCACUCCUACUGACACGAAAAACAAAGAUGGUGUAUUGGUGGAUGAAUUUGGGUUGCCAAAGAUCCCCGCAACAUAAAUGUUUGAAAAGCACAAUGGAUAUAAUGAACUACACUUUACAAAACAAAUUAAGAAUUUUUUUUUUUUUUAAAUCCUGGAGAACUUGUCCUUCCAGUGUAACCUUAAUAUCACUACAUCCUAGAAUACAAUAUGAAUGGCUGGUGGUGUUCUUUCUUUGAAGAAAGCUGUUCUACUACUGACUUUUCUAUUAAUGGAAAAUUUGGUGCAGUUCCCUUCAGUGGAAGCAGUCAGUCUAAUAGAUUUUGAUUUCUGUGUCUGAUGGACAAAGUAAUAUGUGAAGAGUAGUGGUGACUGUUGAUGGCUUUUAUUUUGACUUCGUAAUAUGUUUCUCUUUCUUGAAACUAAGACUGUAUGUUGCUGCUUACUCUCUGUAAAAUAGUUCCCUUACUACUAUGCUUCUUUGAUAAAAAAAAUUGAAAGCAAUUUUUAACCUAUCGCAGUCUUGAGACUUUUAUGCUAUCGUAACCUUCUCGAAAGCUGUAAUAAAUCGGGUUAUCGUUAAAUUUAUGUAUUCUGUGGCGACAUAAAAUCACGUAGAUUAGCUGA
Molecule: messenger RNA, 1300 nt
Organism: Tyto alba (common barn owl)
Lineage: Eukaryota; Metazoa; Chordata; Aves; Strigiformes; Tytonidae
Gene: CHMP5
Product: charged multivesicular body protein 5
Exons: 8
Coding region: 93-752 (219 amino acids)
Biological process (GO): vesicle budding from membrane; late endosome to vacuole transport via multivesicular body sorting pathway
Cellular component (GO): multivesicular body
Source: RefSeq, a predicted model, not a curated record